CGCGUUCACGUGUUCUCGUUGUCUGGAGAUGUCUGCGACGUCUCCGCUCCGCCUUCGUCCUGCUGCUGAACGAGGAGGUGUAAACUUUUUUUGUUUGUUUGUUUUAGUUUUGGGUGGUGAAAUGUAAGAUGAACUACCGUCCCUAAAUUCGACUCUCGAACCAGUCGCUAUCCCGGUCGUCGCCAUGGAGACAGUGGUGAUUGUGGCCAUUGGGGUGCUGGCCACCAUCUUCCUGGCAUCCUUGGCCGCCCUGGUGGUGGUUUGCCGUCACCGUUACUGCCACCCGCACCACCUGCUUCACCACUUUGAUUCCAAACCUACAGUGGACCUGAUUGGCGCCAUGGAGACGCAGAGCGAGUUGUCUGAGCUGGAGUUGGACGACGUGGUCAUCACCAACCCGCACAUUGAGGCCAUUCUGGAGAACGAGGACUGGAUCGAGGAUGCCUCCGGAUUGGUCUCUCACUGCAUCGCUAUCCUGAAGAUCUGCCACACGCUGACAGAGAAACUGGUUGCCCUGACGAUGGGUUCCGGGGCCAAAGUCAAAGCGCCGGCCAGCCUGAGCGACAUCAUCAGUGUGGCAAAGCGCAUUAGCCCCAGGGUGGACGACGUGGUACGAUCCAUGUACCCGCCUUUGGACCCAAUCCUGCUGGAUGCCAGAGCAACCGCUCUUCUCCUGUCGGUCAGUCAUCUGGUCCUGGUCACCCGCAACGCCUGCCACAUGUCGGGCAGCCUGGAUUGGAUCGACCAAUCGCUGCAUGCGGCCGAGGACCACAUGGUGGUGCUGAGGGAGGCGGCCCUGGCCUCUGAGCCGGAUCGCGGAGUCCUCAACGGGUUUGAGGGGCAGAGGGAGCAUGCCAUCUAGACCACCACUGGAACUUUGAAUGCAGCACCAGCACAUCAGGCUUCAAACAUUCGUUCAAACCUUCAACCUUGAUUCAAACCCCAACCAUGUUUUCAAAUGCUACUUUGAAACCCUAACAGUCACUUCAAAUCCCAAUUUCAAUCCUUAACGCCAACAAAGACCUAAUCCUGGUUUGAAACCCAAAUCCUGGCAUUAAAAACCCGAUGCUGUCUUGAAACCCUGAUCUGAAAUCCUAAUCUUUGCUCGAAACCCCAUCCCUGGCAUGAAACCCUAAUCAUUGCUUCAAAUCUUAACCCUAAUUUGAAACCCUGAUCCUGUCUUGAAAUCCUGAUUUUCAAACCCCAAUCCUGCCUUAAAAACAUAUUUUAAAUCCUUCACCUCACCAAAACACUAAUCCUGGUUUACAACUGUCAUUUGAAACUCUGAUCCUGUUUUAAAACCAGAAUCCUGUUUUGAAAUCCUGACAUGAAACUCAAAUUAUUGCUUCAAAUGUUGUGACGCCCUAAUUUGAAACCCUAUCCCUGUCCUGGACCACGGAUUGGAAACCCUCAAUCUGGCUCAAAACCCAACUUCGAAACCUGUUUACGUGUGACUGAAGUCCAGACGUUCUUUGAUGCUUGACCGACAGCCGUACUCGGCAAUCAAAACCUCAGCACUGUCUUGAGCAUGAGGGGGAGGCGCCAAGGAUGAGAAAAUCAAAGCAAAAGUCGAUGACUAAUGAUCGUUUCGUCUACUUUCUCAAAAAAUGUGGUCAAAAUCCCAAAUCCAUGAAAGACGUUUUUCGCAGUGAUGGGAUAAAAUCCACUCUCACACGGAGGAUUAGUCAAAUAAUCCAGUCAGCUGUGGUCUGUUUUUGUUUUGGUGGUAAAAGUUUGUAGCUUUUUCCAGGCCCCCAAAUGGCUGCCCACGAAAGGCAACACCGCGUAAGUCGUUUGUGACAAUCAAGGAUGAGAUGUCACAAAAUGUGCCAUUUAUGUCAUUUCUAUUGUUUAUUAGAUAUCUUUUGUAAGCACUCACACCACAUACAGUAGUUUGUCACGUGUAUAUUCUAUCUGUGAUUUGUACAGAUAAAAUGGUUGUUGUACUGUGUCUUGUUGAAAAAGUACAUAAAUAAAGUUGAGCUACACUUCUUUUUUU
Messenger RNA from Hippocampus zosterae (dwarf seahorse), 1999 nucleotides. RefSeq names its product transmembrane protein 98 (gene tmem98). Lineage: Eukaryota; Metazoa; Chordata; Actinopteri; Syngnathiformes; Syngnathidae. Gene Ontology annotation, cellular component: endoplasmic reticulum. The transcript is spliced from 7 exons. The record is from RefSeq and is a predicted model, not a curated record. Bases 185 to 862 code for a protein of 225 amino acids.